AGCAGCAGAGCAGCAGAGCAGCAGAGAGCAGCAGCAGCUGAAUGAAGUGGAGCAGACUGGAGGAGGAAGUGGCGGUUAAUGCAGUUCCACACCUUUCCGGUGUAGCAGCACUGCGACCAGCUCGACUUAAAGGAGAAAGACGAGAAGCUGGGUGUAUUUAUCGAGACAGGAGGGGGAGAUAGGAGGGGGUCAAGAAGUGGAGUUUCUCGAGUGGAUACAGUGUGUUGCUGAGGAUAUUUUUUGUGAAGUUUACCCGGUGGAGACGCUUUGGGACUAGCCGCAGAAAGCUGCCUGGUAGCGGUGAAGAGAGAACAAGGGCGCACCCGAUGAGGAAGACCGGACACCAGCAGCAACUCACAAGUACCAAAGGCUUUCUCUGGGCCUUAUAUAUACACACACGGUGUCUGCUCUGCAGGGUUUAAUCGGCCUGUCUUUGUCUCACAGCUUUCAUGUUGUAAUUGGGCAACAAAAAUGAACGUCCUGCAACAAGCUGCUGCUUAGUGUAACCGUGCCAUGUUGUGUCUAGGCCCUGCAGACACUGUGCUACUCUGAUCAUACAUGUCACUGGACGCACAGACUUUCAAGUGAAACACCUUUAAAGUACUGUUUGUUAGGUUUCAACAUGAGUGUGUAUUUUUGACUUUUUUUCCCCCCCUCACUCAUAUGCUCUUCAAGUGAGUCAUGUUUUCACAAGUCAAGUGAAAGUCAGAAGUGAGUAAAUCAUCAAGCUAAGUGUCAGACAUUUUCUCUCAUUAGCAAACGAAAGUAUUUAUGCACAAGAGAGUUCAAGAUGGGGAAAGUGCUGUCUAAAAUCUUUGGCAACAAGGAGAUGAGAAUAUUAAUGCUUGGACUUGAUGCUGCUGGAAAGACAACAAUCCUUUACAAACUGAAACUCGGACAGUCUGUCACCACAAUCCCCACAGUCGGCUUCAAUGUGGAGACUGUCACCUACAAAAAUGUCAAGUUCAACGUGUGGGAUGUUGGGGGGCAAGAUAAGAUUCGUCCUCUGUGGCGACACUACUACACGGGCACCCAGGGGUUAAUUUUCGUGGUGGAUUGCGCGGACAGGGAUCGCAUCGACGAGGCGAGACAGGAACUCCACCGCAUCAUCAAUGACCGGGAGAUGAGGGAUGCCAUCAUCUUGAUAUUCGCCAAUAAGCAAGACCUUCCGGAUGCCAUGAAGCCGCAUGAGAUCCAGGAGAAGCUCGGAUUGACCCGCAUCAGAGAUAGGAAUUGGUAUGUUCAGCCCUCCUGUGCGACCACAGGUGAUGGACUGUAUGAGGGCUUGACAUGGCUAACCUCAAAUUACAAAUCUUAAUGAUUGAGUGCUGACUGUUUUAGGUCAAAACUAUAAUAACGUUGCAAGUAACACAUAACUUCUCAAAAUGAGUAUGGUUAAGAAAAAAAGUUGAUUAUCUCCCAUUUAUUUUUAAUACUACGUUUACCCCCUUGACUAAUUUAUCUUUAACUGGGUUUGCUGGCUUAAAGUUUGCUUGUACUCUGUAGCAGGCCUAUUAUCACAUUCAUUCUCUUGGGGCUUGCUUGAUGAAUAUUGAAUUAAUUGGUCCUAACGUUAAAAGCCACAGAGAUCACCGCCUUUGCCUAUUCUUUUUCCCUGUUUGUAUGAUUUUUCUAAUGAGGAAAGUUUUUUGUCUUCAUUCUUGGACUAAAACUUGUUUCGAGGUUCUUCGGUCUCUUGCAUUGAACUUUUUUUUUUUCUUCUGAGGUGAGAUCUUUAAUGUCAUAGCAUACUUGAAGGACUUUGACAUGUGUUUUAACACAGUACUGUGGUGAAAAGUAUUUCUUCUCAAUGGUAUUGACUGCUGCAAGGGAAAAAAAGAAAAAAAAUGCUUUCAUUUCAUUGUCUUGACAUCAGAGAAACAAAACUACUUCAGACAUGUUUUGUUACCCCUCCCAACUCCCUUAUGUGGGAUAUAUAGUUUACUGAUUGACCUCCCAUGUCAUGUCUUGAUACCUAAUUGUGCUGAAUAAUCAACAAAUAGGCCUCCAGUAACUCUUAAACAUGCUUGUUGGGGAUGCAUUUUUGAUUUUUGGGUAACACGUAGUCAGUUGACUCAAUCUUUCCAAAGGAAUGUCAUUCAGCUCUGAGCUCUCUCAAUCUGAUACCACAGUUGAUUAGUCUCAGUAUUGGGACAUUAUAUGAUAGCCUAUAUCUGUAGCAUGAGUACGAAAGUACAGUAACCCUACAUCAGAGUCCAUCUGUCGUGCAGUCAGAGAAGGAGCUGUUUACUGGGGAAAUGUUGAUGACACUCUGUGGUGCAGUUCUUGCUCUUAUUUUGACUGGGGGAACCAUGUACAGAACAAUGUCAUUGUAAUGUCUUAUUAAAAAAGUGAUUUUAAAUCUG
Messenger RNA from Sebastes umbrosus (honeycomb rockfish), 2366 nucleotides. It is a transcript of the gene arf6b, whose product is annotated as ADP-ribosylation factor 6b. The coding region runs from base 791 to 1318 and encodes 175 amino acids. The transcript has 2 exons. Gene Ontology annotation, molecular function: GTPase activity; GTP binding. The record is from RefSeq and is a predicted model, not a curated record. Lineage: Eukaryota; Metazoa; Chordata; Actinopteri; Perciformes; Sebastidae. Gene Ontology annotation, cellular component: cytoplasm. Gene Ontology annotation, biological process: intracellular protein transport; vesicle-mediated transport.